Molecule: messenger RNA, 390 nt
Organism: Trichomonas vaginalis G3
Lineage: Eukaryota; Parabasalia; Trichomonadida; Trichomonadidae
Product: protein of unknown function, DUF4106 family
Exons: 1
Source: RefSeq, a predicted model, not a curated record
UUGCCAAACUGGGCAGGAAAAAUUUCUAUCGAACUUACUCCAAGCAAAAAUAACUUAGUCAUUGCACCAACACAAGACCCAUUCACUCUUACAGACGUAAUGGGAACAACAAAUAAAACGUCAUUCGCCGAAUUUUGCAAAGGCAAGGUUGACUUAGACUUUGGUUUCUCAAACCUCAACACUGAAGUAAACUAUUAUUUCAAUGCUGCUGGAGAUGCUUGGGACCCAGUUAAGUUCACAUGCGAAAAAUUUGAAUGCAAGAGAAUAGAAAGCAGACUUGCAGUCUAUAUGUUGGACCCAGAUAUUUCAAAUGCUUUAGCUGCCAAAUAUAUUGCAGUUUCCACUUAUGUUCCCUAUACACCAAAUAUCUGUCAAAGACUUUGCAGGUGA